This is a messenger RNA of Papilio polytes (common Mormon), 508 nucleotides long. Its product is annotated as ejaculatory bulb-specific protein 3-like. The transcript is spliced from 2 exons. The record is from RefSeq and is a predicted model, not a curated record. The coding region runs from base 114 to 500 and encodes 128 amino acids. NCBI's taxonomy places the organism in Eukaryota, Metazoa, Arthropoda, Insecta, Lepidoptera, Papilionidae.
ACACCCAGUGGCAAUGUGAGUGCAGUAUAAAUGUCCCAUAGCAUAGACUCGGUAGUCAUAGACCUUUCGAAGACUGGACAGUUCUAACGAAGGGAUUAGAUUUAAUAUUAAAAAUGAAGUUAUUCACUGUAUGUGCGUUACUGUGCGUGGCGGCAGUUGCCUGGGGCAAGCCAGCGUCCACUUACACCGACAAAUGGGAUUAUAUCAACAUCGACGAGAUCUUAGAGUCCCAACGUCUACUCAAAGGAUACGUCGACUGUCUUAUGGAUAAAGGUCGCUGUACCGCUGAUGGAAAGACAUUAAAGGAAACGAUGCCCGAUGCGUUAGAAAAUGAAUGUUCAAAAUGCACACAGAAGCAAAAAGAAGGUUCAGAUAAAGUUAUUAGAUUUUUGAUCAACAAACGUCCCGAGUUAUGGAAGGAACUGGCUACUAAAUACGAUCCCGAUAAUGUUUACCAACAAAGGUACAAGGACAAAAUUGAGGCUGUAAAAGAACAUUAAAGCCUUAA